This is a messenger RNA of Opisthorchis viverrini, 186 nucleotides long. RefSeq lists its product as hypothetical. The annotation marks the transcript as partial. The record is from RefSeq and is a predicted model, not a curated record. The transcript has a single exon. Lineage: Eukaryota; Metazoa; Platyhelminthes; Trematoda; Opisthorchiida; Opisthorchiidae.
AUGAAUAGAACCGAAACGAACAUUCAAGUCUUGGUGAACGCAUGUGCGAAAGUUCUGAAAACGAAAGAGACGGACGGGCAGGAGAGACCAUCGGAGAUCAGUGUUGCUGCAUCCUACCGGUUGACUGAAGAUGAGCCGAAUCCCAUAUUGAUGUGCUACCAAAGACAAGGCGAAAGCGCACCACAC